This is a messenger RNA of Quercus lobata, 1839 nucleotides long. Its product is annotated as protein CUP-SHAPED COTYLEDON 3-like. The transcript has 5 exons. Gene Ontology annotation, molecular function: DNA binding. The record is from RefSeq and is a predicted model, not a curated record. The coding region runs from base 154 to 1089 and encodes 311 amino acids. NCBI's taxonomy places the organism in Eukaryota, Viridiplantae, Streptophyta, Magnoliopsida, Fagales, Fagaceae. Gene Ontology annotation, biological process: regulation of DNA-templated transcription.
UACAUAGUAGCUUCGCAUACACGCUUUCAUCGUAAACAAACACAUAAACCCCUCCCUCCCCACCAUUUCUCAUUUCUCCGAAACCUUAAAACCCUAUCCCUCUCUCUCUGUCUCUCUCUUUCUCUCUCUCAGUUUCUCUCCAAUUCAUUUUCAAUGGGAGAUCCUAUUCCUACUACUCAGAAACUGAAACCCACGACGUCGUUUUCACUCCCACCAGGUUGUCGAUUCCACCCAUCUCAACAAGAACUCGUCUCUUACUACCUCGCGAACAAAAACCGUGACCCGGACCCGAACCCGGAUGAGAAUUUUUUCAACGGUUACGAUUUGAUCAGGGAGCUGAACCUUUUCGAUUACGACCCAUUUGAGCUACCGGACGAUACGUGCUUUUCGUACGGUUUCGGAGGAAGGAAAAGGCACUGGUACUGUUACUGUUGCACGAGUAGCAGUAGUAGAAUUAGGAGCAGAAGGAAAACGAAGAAUGGGUAUUGGAAGAGAAACGGAAAGGUGAGAGACGUGGUGGGACCCUGUGGGAGGGUCCAGGUGGGGUCCAGAAAAAGCUUCGUUUUUUAUUUGGGGAAUUCACCUGAGACUGCGUUCAGGACCAGUUGGGUUUUGUAUGAGUAUGCUCUUGCUAAUCAUCCUAAGAUUGAGUUUUGCAAAAUCAAGGCUUCUUUUGUUGUAUGUCGAGUAUUCUCUAAAUCUCGUGCUGGAAAUAGCAUCUCGGACAAUGGGUUAAGUUCUUGUGCUGAAGAGAGUAUUUCGGCAGUGCGUCACAUUGGCAUUCAGCAUGAUGGGUACUUCACACCUGAUACUGUCGAAGCUAAAAUUCAAGGUGAUAACUCUGUUGACGGAAAUAAUGAAAUACCAAGAUAUCCAACGCAAUUGGUUAGUGAGUUAGAGGAUCGGAUCAUGACUGGGCCUGUUUCUGUUGCCAGUCUUCCAUUUCCUUCGGUCAUGCGGCCAAGGGAGCCGGUGAGCUCGACUGGGCUUCCUGGAAGUGGUUCGAUGUUUGUUGAAGGUCUGACUGACCGGCAAUUAUCUUCCAUUGUAGAUGAAGAUUUCAUUGAGUUGAACGAUCUCAUGGACUGACAAUUCAUUAGAGACAUUGAAGCAGUUGGUUUUAAAGAUAUAUGUGAAUACUAAUCCUGAUGCUCAGGCUAUUGCUGGAAUCACCUUGUUUUCAGAACAGGUUUAUGUACCCCAGAAAAAAAUGAGAAGCGUUUUAAAUAUUGAAAGCCUCUUGAGAAACAUUAGAUGAAGUUGGCAUGUGUCAGUUUUGAAGUUGAGAGAGAUGUCACGGCUGGAUCGCUUUGCAUUGUAAGAUUUGUUCUUUUGCCUGAUAGAAGGCUAUUUUUCUCCAGAGGACUACUGAAAAAGAUUAUUAUGUAUAUAUAUUUGACGAUGGAAAUCCAACGUGGGUUAUAUAAGUAUCGGCUGCUACACUUGGCUUGAUCAUGCUGUGCUUGUUCCUGUGAUGCUGGAGUGGAGUUCAUUUUCACUCCAAUUGCUUUCGUGGCAAAAUUAGAAGUUUCCACUACCUCUCCAAAGCCUUCCUGUUGCAAGGCCUCUUUUCCUUUAGCUUAUCUCUUUUUCAACUAUUGCCAAAGUGAUUGAGCUAUUAUAAAUUCUGUGCUUUCUAGUGUUACCGUUCUCGUUUCUUCUUGAAUAGCUUUAUGAAACUGUUAUAUUAGUAAAUGAUGAACUUGAUUGCAUAAUUGAUUGUAGUAAGUUUGGGAUCACAGAAUUGUGUAUGAUCUGGUUCAUAGUCUCUAAGUUGACUAGUGAAUGGAAUAGUGCUUUAUAAUAUGUGAUGCUAGAGGAGCAUAUCUUUAAUAGAAA